CCCACAAUGCAAUUCUAUCAACGAAAACAACUACAACAAUAAACCAAAACAGGAACAAUUAUUCUUUUCCCAAAAUGUGUCAUAUCCUAACUACAUUUUCAACAAAUUAAAAUGCCGGGUAGAUCAGAGAACAGAGACUCUCGUCGGAGUCGAUCCCGACGUAGACGGGGACAUCGAGAUCAUCACCGGAGACACCGAUCAAGGCUAAGAACUAGAGCAAAAUCAAGUGACAGGAAUUUCCCAGCAGCAGUCUGUAACAUGCUAGCCAUUGUUCUUGUGUGCACAUCGCUUGCCCAACCUAAAUGGAUCAGCCUGGAUGGAGGCGGAUGUACCUAUGACGGGAAGGCAUUGAACUACAUUGGAGCACAACAGUUCUUCUACCCAGGCAGACUAUUGUCUGGGGUUGUUCAGUCCGAACCCACAAGUUACCAGUUUAGUCCUGAUCCUCAAGAUGUUUUGAUCAACUGUGUGAAUUUUAAAGCAGCACUGCUGAUGAAGACCGUCAUAGCGUUCUGUUUCCUCUCCAUGCUAGCCAGUCUCUCAGGGUUCAUUCUCGAUCUGACAGUCCCCAAGAACAGACCUUGCAGACUCCUACAGAGGAAUGCAAUUCCAAGCAUUGUUACUGUGAUACUGAGUGUGGUGAUCAACCUGUUCUGCUACUGGUUCACAACCGAAGUGGAGCGGCUGCAGAACCAGACCAAGCUCCCCACCAGCAAGGUGGUUGUAGACUUUGACAUCAGUUUCUACCUGAUCACGGCCGCAGGGGGUCUCAGCGUGUUUGCCACGGCCUUUAACUGCCUGCGCCGCCACCCCUUGUAUGAGGAGAGUGAUCAGGGGGAAUCACUCUUGGAUGACUAUGAUGCGCUGGAUGUGUUGCCUCCCCCUGUGCCUGAAAGUGCAAUUACAACAAAUCUGCCACCCCCACCGGCUUACACACCAUAACUGCAAGAAAUCAAGCUGGGCUAGACAUUGCAAGUCAUCUACAUGGAUUCUUUAGUGUUUAGUGUUGUGAUUGUAUCAAUAUUUGUCUUAAUUCAGUUUUCAUUGCUAUUGUAACAUGGGUUCAAGCGGUUGAUCAUUAUAAGAUUGUAAUUGCCAUUUUUAAGCAUCUGCAGCUGCAAUUCCAUUUUCAUAAGUAAAGCUGGUAUUUUCUACUGCUGGCUCUGAUCCCUUUCGUUUAAUUACUUUAUGAUAUCCUAGAUGUCAUUAUCAUUAAUUGAUUUGCUUGCUUCGUAUAUACAUUGUAUAUGCUAUAUACAAUUACAUGCAGGUAUAUCUUCAUUUUUUGUCAUAAAAUUUAAGAAUACCAUCUGCCCAAACACUUUGCUGUACAAGAACUAUUCAAUUGGUCAAUGCAGCAUGAUUGGAAGUUCAGAGUCUAAACUCACCAACACAUACCAUAGAUUUAAGAAUAAAGAAUAGACGAAAACCUAAGAAAAUUGCUUCAGGGUUAGCAUAUAUGCAGGCUACCACUUGUGCUUAUUUCAUUAAAUAACUUCUCUAAAUGAAGCACAAGGUUGUUAGAGGUAGUUAACACCAUCAUAGACUCAACAUUUAAGCAUUUUGUGAAUAUAUAGGUUGUGCUCUGUGAAAAAGGGGUUUAACGCAUGUGCAUAAAGUGUCGUCCCAGAUAAGACUGCACAGGAUAAUCAGGGACGACACUUUAUGCUUGUAUGAAAUUUUUCAUUUUAAGAACGUCUCUUCUUAGCAAAAAUCAAGUUAAGGCGCAAAGUGUCGUCCCUGAUUAGCCUGUGCAGAGUGCACAGGCUAAUCUGGAACAACACUUUAGGCCUGUGCAUUAAAACCCUUUUUCAGAGAGCAUGGCCCAUAUCAAUGUCAAUACUAUUAAUGUUUCUUAAUCAUAAGUCAUAGAAUUAACAGUAUGUCUAAAUAAGGGCUCUGUUUUGUAGAUGCUUAGUCAUAUGUUCGAUAAAUAAAUGGCAUAAUAUACAUACUGACAAAGCAAAAAAAAUGCAAAUAUAAAUAUUAUUAUAAUAUUGAUAUAUAUUUUAAAUGCUGAUAGCAUGCAUGACUGAAAAUGUGAAGAUUUCAUAAUGUAUUAAGAAACUGUGCUUUGUUUUAUAUGCUUGCCAUUGUGAAUAUUCAAAAUUUGCACCACUAGUACAUAUAAUAGCUUAAGUGCACGAGUAGUUAUAAGCAUGAGAGUUAAAUGCCUACAAACCAAAUAAUAUUGGUGUCAUUUAAUCAGAUCUGAUACUUGAUUAAUGCAUCGAAAGUUCAAUUGUUCUUUUUUGUGAUUGACAUUUUUUUACAAGAAGUGAUACAUUUGCCAACAAACAGCGUGAUUUCUGAUGCAAGUACAAAACACAUAUUGACAGAAAAGAUUCACAGAAUAAGAAAUCAAAAAUGUCUCUUUUGUAUUUCCAGAUAUGUUAGUCAGUGUGACUUUAAAUUCUUGUAUAAUUUCGUAUGUAACUACAGUAAAACUGCGAUAACUCGAGGUAGCAUGGGACUGACCUCGAUGCUCGAGUUAUCGCAGGUUUCGAGUAAUCCAUGGUAUUAUUUGUUUUCACUGUUUCGGUUGGUGAUGCUUAACUUCUGACCGCAAACGCUCUAUUUACAUUUAAGACGGUGCUUGGAAAAGAAAAAGUUUUGUAAAAAUCGCUGAUCCAAAUGGGGAGAUCAGUUUUUUGGAAGACUUCACAACAGAGUCUGUUGUUCCAGAGUCAGGAUUGUUGAAAUUACUAUACCGUCAAAUACUUUAUUGCUAUCUAGCUAUGCCCCCACAAGUGGGUCCUUCACUAGAUUGCUCAGGAGUUUUGACAAUGUGUAUGACUAUUUUCUAUCUGUGGUGUAAUGAUGCAGUGCAAAUGACAAGAAGUUAAGAGAUGCCAAUGUAUUAUCUUCUACGCUCUCUUUUGUACCAUACAUUUAAUCAUAAUUAUCGAUUGCUGGAAAUUAUUUAAUUAUCAUUAAAACUGUAAAAGACCUAUAGAUUACAUUUAACAUGUACUUUUUUGUUCUUUGAAACUGUGUAGCUUUUAUCUGCAUCUCAAAGGAUGACAAUGUGCAGUGUUUCUCAAACUGUGACUAACUUCACACCUAAUCAAGCGUUUUUUGUCUGCUUGAUUGCGCUGUUUUUACAACUCGAAUAUUUUUACCACCGACCAGAUGAGAAAGUGUCUUCGAAUAAUUGCCAGUUAAUUAGGUUUGAAAUGCAUUUCAGGGACCAGCACAAGUCCUCGAGUUAUCAAAAAUUGCAUGUUUAAGUUAUUGCGGGUAUUUUUAUAAAGAAAUUAAAAGAAAAUGUUAGGGACUGCCUUUAAUGCUCGAGUAAUCGCCAGUUUUCGAGAAAUCGCCAGCUCGAGUUAUUGCAAUUCUACUGUAGAUGAUAUCUCUAUUACUUGUUGCCAUGAAUAUAUGUAAAGUUAAGUUUCGCAACAUGCACUACUAAAUGAUAAGUACUAAGCUACAUAUUGUGUACUGAUCUAUUCGUACAAUCUGGCAGUGGUUCACAAAUAAGCUUGGCUUUUCUUCAAUUAACUUUUGAAAAAAAAUGUUGAUACAACCUGUGUUGUUGUUGCAACUUAUCUUUGCUAAAACGCUUAAUUCGUUAUGUAUAUUUUUAAUUAAAUUAUUCUAGAAAUACUGUAAAAUGUACCUUGUCAAUUAUCAUUUGUCAAGGAAAGUUUUUCACAAGUUGUGAUUUAAUGAUUUAUUUCCAUUACAGUGCUCCAGCUAGGGUUAAACAGCAGGGUGUUUUUGUGGAAAGGACACUUGAGAGCAAACAUUCAUUGUAUUCGUGUGGAAUCUUUAAAAAAAAGAAAGUGUUAUAUGAUUGCGUUAAUGUCAUAUUUCAUAUUACAUUUAUUUUUAUUCAAAACAUUGUUUUAUUACUAAAUAAAACUAUUUUCACUGUGAAAAUUGAGUGCAUUUAUUGAAACUUCAAAUAAAAUUUGCUGUAUAAUACUGUGAUCUAAUAAGGCAUGGUUGGGAUUCUGAAGGUUGCUGCUAUGCCCUCCAUCUUGCGGAUAGCUGGAGCACUGUCAUUACAUAUGUAUAUAUUGUGUGUUAUUGCUUCUGUUACAUCAUGCCAUAUAUUUGCUAUAAAAAGUUAUCUUUCCAAA
Molecule: messenger RNA, 4088 nt
Organism: Dreissena polymorpha
Lineage: Eukaryota; Metazoa; Mollusca; Bivalvia; Myida; Dreissenidae
Product: transmembrane protein 127-like
Exons: 3
Coding region: 112-942 (276 amino acids)
Biological process (GO): negative regulation of cell population proliferation; negative regulation of TOR signaling
Cellular component (GO): membrane
Source: RefSeq, a predicted model, not a curated record